AGUAUUUGUUUCAGACCAAAUCUUAGCUGUAAUACUAGUAUUUGUCUCCCUUCGAAAAAAAGAAAGAAGAAAUCUUCAAUUCGAGAAACUAGACCAAGGUUAUUCAGUUCUUGUUCGUCUUAGUUCUCGAAGGUGUGUUCUGUUUUCUUGGGUUAGUCCUUUUAUAUUUCUUCGUUUAUAGAAGUUAAGUCCUUGUCUUGUUCUUGUCUUUGUUUGCUUCAAUCUCUGUUUGAAGCUGUUCUGUUUUAUGUUCUAUAUGGUCUCAAGCUCAUGUGUUUGAUUCGAUUCCUUAAGUAUCGUGCUUCAGCCCCUUUUUAGUCCCAAAUAUGAAUCUCUCUUUGUUGAAGUUUCAGGUCUAUGAGGUUAACGGUUUCUCCUGAAAUGUUAAUUUGGUGCUUUAAUAUGUGAAGUAUUAGUCAAUUGAUACAUUUUUAGGGGCUUGAAUGUUUAAUCCCACUGCUCCAAUGUAAUUAGAAUUCUGCUUUGUUUGACUAAUAUGGUAGGAGCCUUGGACUUGAAUGUGUUUUAUAAUCUUAAAGUUGGAUCUUUUGGACAAAUAGUUGGAGGGAAUUGGUCUGAAGCAAUGCAGUUAUAUCAUCAUCCUUACUCAUUAGACAGCCAAAGAGUGAGACUAGCUUUGGAAGAGAAAGGCAUUGAUUACACAUCAUACCAUGUGAAUCCCAUCACAGGCAAGCACAUGGACCCUUCCUUCUUUAGGAUGAAUCCCAACGCUAAACUUCCCGUUUUCAGGAAUGGUUCUCACAUCAUUUUGGACACUAUUGAGAUCAUAGAGUACUUAGAGAGAAUAGCUGAGGUUUCCUCUGGUAUAGAGGAUGCUACUUUUGGCAGAGAAGUUCUUGAAUGGAUGCGGAAGAUUAGGGAAUGGGACUCCAAGCUUUUCACUCUUGCUCACAUACCGGAUAAUCGUCGCCUCUAUGUUUCCAAGUUCUUGAGGAUGGUUGUGAUUGCAAGGAUGGCUGAGUCUCCAGACUUAGCUAGUGCUUACCAUAGGAAGCUAAGGGAAGCGUACGAUACAGAAGACAAACUAAAAGACCCUGGGGCCUUAAGGAGAAGCAAAGACCAUUUGCUUAGGCUUCUAGAUGAGGUUGAAACAAAGCUAGAGGGGACAACGUAUUUGGCAGGGAAUGAGUUUAGUAUGGCUGAUGUAAUGCUAAUCCCGGUGCUAGCUCGGUUAUCGCUCUUGGAUUUGGAAGAGGAGUAUAUAAGUAGCAGGAAGAAUCUUGGUGAGUAUUGGGCUGUUGUGAGGAGGCGGCCAUGUUACAAGAGGGUAAUUGGAAGGUACUUCAAUGGCUGGAGAAAAUAUGCAACACUUGUAAAAACUUGGAUGUUUGUUAGAGUCAGAAGUUUGCUCAGAAAAUACUGAUUUGUCAAAAAUUUGGUUUUUUUUUUUUUUUUCCACUUUCAUUUUACAGGACAUUGCUUGUAAAGUCGAGAAAAAGCUUAUUGCCCA
Messenger RNA from Arabidopsis lyrata subsp. lyrata, 1471 nucleotides. Its product is annotated as glutathione S-transferase TCHQD. NCBI's taxonomy places the organism in Eukaryota, Viridiplantae, Streptophyta, Magnoliopsida, Brassicales, Brassicaceae. Gene Ontology annotation, molecular function: glutathione transferase activity. The transcript has 2 exons. The record is from RefSeq and is a predicted model, not a curated record. Bases 497 to 1384 code for a protein of 295 amino acids.